Molecule: messenger RNA, 3942 nt
Organism: Amoebophrya sp. A25
Lineage: Eukaryota; Dinophyceae; Syndiniales; Amoebophryaceae
Source: the annotation of a GenBank genome assembly
UUUUUUCAUUUAGUGAACCUGCAUUUUCGGGUGUCGUUUCUCCAACAAUAUCAUUGAGAAGAGUUUUUAGUACAAACGAACCCCACGACGAAGUCGCCCACUCUUGUCAUUGUUCUUUGAUGGUCUAGUUUGUCAGAGUUUAACUUUGAUUUAUUUUUUAAGAUGGUAUCUAUGUAUAAGUUUACGUUGUUCGCUAGAGCGAUGUAGUUUUUUCGUCAAUUAUAGCUUAGCUCAUAGUUAAGUAUGUAACCGAGUAAGUAGAGUGUUGGUUGUUACGACAUGUAGAAGUUUCGAUGUUGUAUCUCCUCCAUGUGAAAACUAAAUUUUCACCAGCAUCAGAAAAUUUUCACCAGCAUCAGAAAAUUAGUUAAUAGUUUGUUUUUCGCAAUCAAGAAAAUGCCCCCGAUGUGCGCGAUGGGUCCGCUCCAGAUGCAGCGUGGGCCUCCGCCCGGCGUGGAAGUGAUCCCGCUGUGUCGCGACGGAAGCCUCCUUUUAAAACACUCGCGAGAUGAGUGUAGACGUGCGUUCAUCCCAAGCACAGGACUCCCACACUCUUCCCAAGUGAAAACCACGGAUAAGGAUAGAAGAACUUCAAUAACAUCACUGAACGAGUUAGAGACGGUUUUACCGAUGAAAGCCUAGACGACCCAUUGGAAACUUUCGUGGUGUUGCUGUUGCCCCUUCCUCCUCCGAGUCCGAGCAAAAGGAAGUUAAGGAGUAACUGUAGAUCAUUGCAUUUGCAACUAGAUGUUCUACCUCAACUUCAACAACUGGGGAUUAGUAGUUUAUCUACAUCCUAUCAUUGCCCCGCGUGGUGGACUUUUCUGAGCGGGUUCCAUCCCUCAGAUUCAUUUGAAGGGCAGGGUAAGGGGGGAAUCCACUCGACAAUUACGGGGACGAGUGAUUGACUACCUCUAAGGAAGGACUGUGGCGAGCCACGCGUGCGUCUCCUCUCGCUGCGGUUAGGGAAUGCGGAAGAAGCACUGUCGUCCGCUUUGCCCCACGUUCUAGAAGAAGCACGCGAAUCGAAGGCUUUGGCUGCGCUCGUGAUCCAAGAGGCUCAUUUUAUUGGGACCCCGGCCAAUCCCUGCAUGGUAACGCUCGAUGGCCGCCGUUUGCCGCAUCGGGAGCAGAAAGGGAUAGACUCUGCACUCCAGUACACAUUUUUCAGCACUGCCCUUGGCCAUGGUGGGGAGCCGCUGUCGUGCAGCCAACCGGUGGUCGGUGGAACUUUGAGUACGCGACGCACGCUAGCAGAUCUAUUGGUCCAAGGCUUCAACGUCAGCACCGAGGGACUAACGCACGACCCGCUAUUGACAGGUUUGCAAAAACACUUCGCUGGGAAGGGAGAAAACAAGGAAUGGGCGCGGACUUUUCGAUCUCAACUGUGUUGGAAGGCUCAUACCUCGGCGGCGCUGCAAAAGCGGUCGCUGCUGGAGGCUUACACCGAGGAUCAGGCUUUGCUGACAGGUCACAUGUCCGAAGAAGAUAAAGCAAUGGAAGAGAUGAUGAAACAGGUUUGCGGCGGCGGGAGCAACUUCUUUUAAGGGUAGGCUUUAGGCUAAUAUGGGAGUCGGCCUUGAAGUCGGCUGCCAUCUUGUCUCUACGCUGGUCGCGAAUGGCCAUAUCAGAGGCGCACACACGACGCACUGUUGCCGUUUGUUAUGGCUCUCCUAAGGGAGACAGAUGUAACAAACGUACAGAAAUACCAAGACCCUACCUCUAAUUCUUCACAAGGAUGAGGAAGCAGAAGCAAGCGGAAGCGCGAAAGCGAGCGCAACAGGACGCACAGAGGACAUCUCAGGUUCAUCGUCGAACCACUGAUGAGGCGAAUACUGACAACACGCAUGAUGACACCUCGACGACGGGGACAACUGCUCAAGAUACUACAGGCAAGGGCGGGCAGAGUCGCAAAUGCAACAAAGGGAAAGGAAAAGGUGGCUCCUUUGCUCCACCGGAGAGAGCAGUAGACGCGAGGACCUCAAAGGCUGCGAAGAAAGGAUCACGGGGUAAGAGAGCUGCACAUCAGCACAGGAACAAUUUGAAUUUGUCUAAAGGGAGCGUCGGAGACAACAUCAACUCUGAGCGUGAUUGGUCUGCACCACAUCAAGACACACACGAUGACAGGCAAAAAACUGCUUCUAAGGAGGACGAUAGUAGAAAGGACGAUAGUUGUAGAAAGCGCUCCUCUUCAGAUGAAGACGAAGUGAAGGCGCGAUUAAAAAAUACGCCACUGGAGGGAAUGAAGACGCAUCGCGACUGCGCUCGAGAGCUGGGCGUAAAGUUUCCACGAUCCCAAAGGCAGGAGCGUGCCACGUACGCGAAACUUUCCCAGCUAAUUGAAGCCUAUCAGGUCGCUCCACUGCCGUUCGCCCAACCCUCUCCGGCGCAAAAAAGGGAGAUGCUCGAGGCGGACAAGCGCAUUGAGCAGCGAAUACGAGAUAUGCUGGCGCCUGAAUCUGGUUCCUUGCCAGGCAACUCGGUCCAUCUGCAAAUUCUGCGUGAUCUACUUCUAGCAACCGAUGAAGACGGGUGGACGCCAUUGCAUAUGGCAAGCUACUCCGCUCAUGCUAAACUAGUCGAGAUCGUCGUUGAGACCCUGCUGCCUCUUGAGCAAGAUGAGGGUGAUGAAGAUGACAAGGUCCUUGCUGGACAAGAGGCCUUGCUGCAGGAGAAAUCGUUACCGCUGGACAAGAAAUCGUUAGCUUCCUGCUGCUCGCAAGUUACGUCGUCGGGCUCGUCUGCAUCUGCGGAACUAGUACCUGAAAAGAGUGACCCACAGGAGAAGAUCUCCUCAAAUAAGUCGCGCGAGGAAGCCAGUCGCUUGGUUGACGAGAUAGUGAAUGCGCGGGAGUGGACGCGCGGGCACACGGCGGCCGAAGUGUGCGCUAUUCCUGGCAAGCGUAACGAGGUAGAGAAAAUGCUUGAAGUGUACACUGCGCUAUCCAAGUUGCGUCACUUCCGGCUGGGUCGAAACAAUGACGGCUACAGUGCUGUCGACUACUUACGCGCAGCAGAACAAGCAUCCUCUGUCCAUCGACCGCCAAGCGUGGUGAGGAAUAGAGAGGGAACAACUAUGAAGAUGAACAAGAGCAGGGACGUCGUGAACCUAGAAAAUGUUGUUGGGUUUCUUGAGAACUCUGUGCUGAAGCGACAAGAGCAGACCUGCGCGAACCCCAAGUGUUCGAAGACGCAAGGUGGAUCCGUGAAGGCGCUCUCCCGAUGCAGCCGGUGCCAGCUGUCCUGGUAUUGCGGUCGCGAGUGCCAGGCACAGCAUUUCCGCGAAGGAGGACACAAAAAGGAAUGCAAAAAGCCGGGAAAUUUACCUGCUAAGGUUCCUUUCGGCCUGAAUCCUCGCACUGGCGCUGUGCGGUACUUCUAAGAAACAAGAGUACUACACUCUCAGCAGGUAUCUAUAGUGUAAGGAGUAUAUUUGAUGAAAUAGAACUGACAGGUGGAUGUUGGUGAAGAAACUGAGGAGACACCUCUCGGUAUCUUUCUUUUGAUGAAAAAGCUCAUCUGUUUUCUUUCUUUCUCUCUCGGUUUUUCCGUAUUCUGAUGCAUGAGAAAGAGAAGGGAGAGUGUUCAAUAAAAAUUACAGUUCUUGGGGUCCUUCUGCACGGGUUCUUAUUGAAAAAUAUUCAAGUCUAGGUCCUAGCCCGUCGGCUUCUCUAUCGAAAAGGAUGCAGUGUCUUGAUCUCCUUGUCGUGUAUUAUAGCAUAUAACCAGAUAGCAACCGUCGAUUGAGAAUGUAUGAAUAUGAUAAUCGUCGUGCGCCUGCGCACGUCUCGCAUGGGCGCGAAUCACUAGAGAGAUAAAACGUUAUCUCACGGCCCAGGUUUGCUUGCAUUCCUGACGCGUUUGUCGUCUAUGUCUUCAUGAAUCCCUUCUGUUUUUGAGAGAAACGAAUCCCUAUUAAUUUUCUGGUUAAUAUCUAAUAUG